AUGGUGCCAGCCGCUACCGCCAAGUACGAUUGGAUCCUUGCACUUACCUCGAUCGCCUUCAUCUUUAGUGCUUUCGGGAAUGGAGCUAAUGAUGUCGCCAACUCAUAUGCAACUUCCGUCGCGGCUAGGACGCUGAACAUGGCCACGGCCGGUGUCUUGGCAGCAAUCACUGAGUUCGUGGGUGCUGUCGCGAUGGGUUCCCGAGUCACCGAUACUAUCAAGAAUGGAAUCAUCAGUAUUGACCGAUUCGAGGGAAAGCCUGGUGCACUCAUGCUGGCCAUGGGUUGUGCAGAGAUUGGCAGCGCAACGUGGUUGAUGUUUGCUACCAGCAUGGGCUUCCCUGUGUCGACGACCCAGACCGUUGUUGGUGCUCUCAUCGGUGUUGGCUUCGCAUCUCAAGCCUCAAUAAAUUGGGACUGGGAGAAGGGUAGUGUGUCGCAGGUGGCCGCAUCUUGGGGUAUCGCUCCUCUCAUUGCGGCCGCAAUCUCCGCCAUCAUCUUCGGUACACUCAAGUAUAGCGUCCUUGAGCGACGUGAUUCGUUAAAAUGGGCUAUGCGUCUGAUUCCUUUCUAUUUGGCUAUGACAGGUGCCAUCUUGGCCCUUUUCAUUGUCAUUGAGGCGCCCACCGCCCCGUCACUGGAAGAGUUUGGCGCAGGCAAGGCGGCUGGAAUCAUCAUCGGUGUCUUCUUUGGAUGUCUCCUCAUCGCCUAUGUUUUCUUCAUCCCAUAUUUCAAUCGCCGUCUUGUCAAGAAUGACACACGCGUCAAGUUCUACCAUGUUCCCUUGGGUCCUCUUCUCAUGAGGGAAAACCCACCUCUCUAUUUCCCCAGCAAGGGCGACUCGGUCGUGAUCAACUAUUAUGAAGACUCACAUGGCGAGGUGCUGGCAGGACAGAAUGACUUCUCUAAACAAGAGCCAACUACGAACGCCGAUUCGGUUCUGCCAUCCCCCGAAAUAACCGCAAAAUCUCAUUCCGAGCGACCGGACGAUGACGAAGAGAAGAAACUAGACACUGCGCCUAUCCCGGAGAUGAAGCCACGGAAAAGGCAUAUCGAGCCAACAGAGCGAUUCAUCGACCCUGUUCGCGACCUUUCUUGGAUCAAUCCGCAAAAAUGGUGGGGUUAUACCAAGUGGUUACUUUUGCAAGGCGUGACAAGAGAUGUUGUCACCCAUGACUCGCCUGCCCUCCGCGCUAUCCAUGCCCGCGCCCAACGAUACGACGACCGCGUGGAGCACCUUUGGACAUACUGUCAAGUUGUCUCCGCUAUGAUGAUGUCCAUCGCCCAUGGUUCAAACGAUGUCGCCAACGCCGUUGGCCCCUGGGCCGCCGUAUACAGCACAUUCCACGCCGGUGUCGUCGAGACAGAAGCACCGACCCCAGUCUGGUUCGUUGUUGUCGCUGGCUUACUCCUUGGCAUCGGGUUCUGGUUCUAUGGAUAUCACAUCGUGCGCGCUCUUGGAAACAAGAUUACUCAGAUGUCGCCGACACGUGGGUUCAGUGUCGAGCUUGGUGCGGCUAUCACUGUUCUUUUGGCUUCGCGUCUUGGAUUGCCUGUCUCCACGACGCAAUGUCUUACUGGAGCCUCUAUGGGCGUGGCGCUGAUGAAUUAUGACUUGGGGGCCGUCAACUGGAGACAGUUGGGUUGGAUAUUCGGUGGCUGGGUCCUGACUCUCCCGUGUGCGGGACUGGUCGCUGGAUUGAUCUGUCUGAUGGCAUUGAACGCGCCUCAUCUGUAA
Messenger RNA from Penicillium atrosanguineum, 1737 nucleotides. RefSeq names its product inorganic phosphate transporter. The coding region runs from base 1 to 1737 and encodes 578 amino acids. Gene Ontology annotation, cellular component: membrane. Gene Ontology annotation, biological process: phosphate ion transmembrane transport. The transcript has a single exon. Lineage: Eukaryota; Fungi; Ascomycota; Eurotiomycetes; Eurotiales; Aspergillaceae. The record is from RefSeq and is a predicted model, not a curated record.